AUGGAGAACGCAAACCUUUGGACUCGCCGAAACAACACCUCCAAGCUCUCUCUGUCCAUGACAGGGACCGACAACAAAGAGGGUGGCGCCAGAGUUGACCUCUCCCGCGCAUCAAAGCGAUUCGGCCCCGACAGCUCCCACGGCCGAUCCAACCCCUUCAAUGCUCUUUCUCCACUCUCUGCCGGCGUUUCUUCCCCCUCUACAAAUGCGUCAUCUGCCUUCGGUCUUGGCUCCGGUGCGUUCGCCUCGUUCGGAGCGCCCAAGACUCCCGGGGCCGAACUGAAGACUCCUGGUGAGAGGCGCGAUAACCCGACAGACCGGACCGUGGAGGGUCUCAAGUCGAAGCCUUCCGUACCGGCGCUCAAGGAGCACACCCUGCGAUCUACCUGGAUCAUCUGGUACCGCCCCCCCACACCCAAGUACUCCGACUACGAGAAGUCCACGGCACCGCUCGCCUCGAUCUCUUCAGUUGAGAGCUUUUGGUCUAUAUACUCUCAUUUGAAGCGGCCUUCGCUCCUCCCUACCGUCUCCGACUAUCACAUCUUCAAGAAAGGGAUCCGUCCAGUAUGGGAAGAUGAGGCUAAUAAAAAGGGAGGAAAGUGGAUUGUCAGACUGAAGAAGGGUGUGGCAGACCGGUAUUGGGAGGACCUUCUUUUGGCCAUGAUCGGAGACCAGUUUGCCGAGGCCAGUGAUGAAGUUUGCGGUGCUGUUCUUAGCGUGCGAAGUGGCGAAGACGUCUUGGCCGUCUGGACUCGGAUCGAUGGUGGGCGAAACAUUAAGAUCAGAGAGACGAUCAAGCGGCUGCUCGCUUUCCCCGCAGACACCAACAUUGUGUGGAAGAGCCACGACGACAGCAUUGCCCAACGCUCUGCUAUCGAUCAAGCUCGCCAGGAGAAGGCCGCUAACAACCAUCAUCACCAUCACAACCACCACAACCACCAUCAGAACCCUCACCAUCAAUUCGGAGGGGACCGCCGAAGGCCAGCGGCUGACGACGCUGCGGGCGACAAAGGCAAAGGGCCGGCGUCUUGA
This is a messenger RNA of Aspergillus mulundensis, 1032 nucleotides long. RefSeq names its product eukaryotic translation initiation factor 4E. NCBI's taxonomy places the organism in Eukaryota, Fungi, Ascomycota, Eurotiomycetes, Eurotiales, Aspergillaceae. The transcript has 3 exons. Gene Ontology annotation, biological process: translational initiation. The record is from RefSeq and is a predicted model, not a curated record. Gene Ontology annotation, molecular function: translation initiation factor activity; RNA 7-methylguanosine cap binding. The coding region runs from base 1 to 1032 and encodes 343 amino acids. Gene Ontology annotation, cellular component: cytoplasm; eukaryotic translation initiation factor 4F complex.